AAAAAAACAUCCACAAGAUUGCAAUAUAUCAGUAUAGCAAAAUCAAUGUAUUCAUGAAAGAACUACAGAAGUACAGUUAUACACGUACAAUAACAACGUGCGGUAGUUUUAACAACGGUAUACUGUACUCCUUGUCUAUAGCUCUCUCAAGCGAAGAACGCUGCGUGUGUGUUCUCCUGAAUCUGACUGCGGAACAUUUCUCAACAUCAGAGGAAGAUGUCCUCUUUCAAGCUCCUGGGGAGACAAAUUCACUCGAUUAUACUGAGAAGUGAGAUGUGGGCUUCUCAUCCACUGUAUUUGUAUGGACACAGCACAGGUUUCAGGUAAGAUUUGACAUCUUGUCCACGGCCAGCGUUUAUAUAGUCAGUCUGAGACACGAGUCUAACAUCUUCAGCUGGAGAGAGAAUUACAUUUGUCAGUGUAGCAUGAACAGAUCCUGUUAGUCCCAUGGUCAAUAACAAACACUUCUUUUUUUGUUUUGUAUAAUUAACAGUUGAACCAAGUCAAAACUUGCUGUCAAAUGUAUAAAAGCUUUAGGUGUGAAAGUAAUAUUACUGCAUAUUACUGUUAACUUUAACGGACAGAAUAUGAUGAUGAUGAUGAUGAUGAUAAAAACUUACAGUAAGUGAUCUCUGAUAUUAUUCUGUUUUUGUCUGAGCCUAGUCUUUGGUCAUGCAAAGUAUAUUAAAACUGUAACCACCAUAAAUGAUGGAAUCAUUGAUGAAUGACUGAUCUCUACUUCAUAGCUAAACUUCCAGGGCUCAGACUGCCCUUGAAACGGUUGCAUUUGCGACCAUAAACAUUCAUUUGCAAGUGAUAUUUUUGACAAUAUACUGUAAACAAUAUGAACAUACACGUUAUGACUGUAAAUCAGUUUUUACGCUAAUUACGCAUCUGCUAAUAAAACAGCAGCUCACAGAGACAGAGGAUCAUAGGUAUCAGUCAGUACAAGUGCAAAAAGACUUAAUGGACUUGCGAGUUUUAUGAUCAUGACAUGAGACACAUCAAAUGUCAAAACCUGAAAACAUAGUGAAAUUAAUGGUUGAAAUCACACUUUGAAGCUUAUUAUCUCAAUUCAAUUUUGAGACUUCAGCCUAGUUUUCACAGACUGGGCCACAAAUACACAGACAGCUAACACAGACGUGACGUGUAUCGCCAAAUAUCCCCCAAAGUUCAAGACAUGGUUAUGACCCAUUAGAAAAAUACAUUCAGCUCACGGAUGACGUCACAAGUACAGUGUUAUAGUGCUGUUUCUGAGUAUGUAUAGGGUUAGGUUAGUGUACGCAAUACAAAAGCAGCGCAAUAAUUCAGGCAAAUAAUACUAAAGAGGUUUUAAGAAUAAAUACGGGGAGAGGGGGAGGGACUCCGGCUGUUGCUAGGCAACCGCCAAACUUCAACGCGUUCACAUCGCGAGGGCGAGUUCAUCAGGAUUAAUAUCGCUUAAACCUCACAUCUGUUGGACUAACUACGGAUACACAAGCGUUUAUAUCAAAUAAAUGUUUCGCGUCACUGACAGCUUAGCAAGAAACGAGAAAGCAGAAAGCUGUAGAAUAAAGAAAUCAGAUUGUUUUCGAGGAAUGAGCGCGGCUCGGACAGUUGAGGGCGCGGGACGUGUCACCUGGUGGGGUUUCGGACCAGCACGAGCCCUGCUGAGCUCAGAUGUACACACAGUGAGGUCACGUGGAGAGUUCAAUAUUCUGCUGGUGGGCAGUGGAGACCCCAGACACAUCCUGAAGACGAUCAGUGGAAUCCCAGAGAGUGACGUGAUACAUGUUUGGGUGAUUGAGAACAGCACGGAAGUUGUUGCCAGACAGUUACUUCUGAUCUACCCGUCACUUCUGAGCCCCGAGACCAUCAGUCUGCACAAGAAGACAGAAGUGUUUCUGGAGAUCUUUGGGAACUGUGAGAUUCGCAGCGAGACGGAUGAGUUUCUCAAACACGCGUCAGCUGAACUCUCUCAGUCCAUCACAAACACACCUGUGUCCUGUGACUCACACACACAUCCCUGUCUUGACACGAGUCUUCUGAAGUUUAAGGAGAGAGAUGAUUUGGUCCAGAUCUUUAAGUCGUGGGAACGACCUCCUUCUGUGCCAGCGAGUGCACGUCAGGUUUGGGACGCCCGUGUUCGGCAGCACCUGGGAACUCGAUAUGAUUCACGUCAGGGCUGUUUCGACUGGGAUCUCACCAUGAAACUGCACCAGAGAGGAUGUGGUGUCAUUAACAAACAUCAGUAUGUCAAGUGGAGAGAAAGUGGUGUGGCCUUUGAGAUGAGGGAGGGGAUUUAUCAAACAGCCAAUCAGAGUCUGCUCUCCACACGCGUGUUCAAUCAUAGAGGAAACAGGGUGGCAGUUCGAGGAUAUUGGGGUGAUAUUGUCUCCAGUCCAUAUCUGGCCUUUGGCAUAGAGACCGACGACAAAGACCUGCUGAAGAAACACAACAAUCAACAUGUAAAGACUGCCCAGGAUAUCUCUGAAGUGAAUGUCCUGGCGUUGUUUGAAUGUCUUGCCAAUAGAGGGCGCUGUCCUCCAAGUAAAGAUGCUCCCAGCCCCUCCAGUACCUGUAACCCACCCACAGACGACCCCAAAACACCCGAGGAAACACAAAGAAAUGACACCAGCUCUCAAACUCACACAAAACCGGCAGAAGAGACAUCACAUUCAUUCGCUUUAAUGGAUAUAAAAGGGGUAAAAAUCUCAUUUCUGUCUCCAGACUCUCUCAGCAAACUUCCUCUCAAAGACAGAUACAAGAACCUGUUUAACACCAUCUACUGUUCAGCCAGUAUGGUUCAUCAGAUAGAGUCAUCUCUGAGACACAUCGCUGCUCCUGACGCUGUUCUGGUAAUCGAGCUGGCCACCUACCUGUUGGACCUCUCUAAAGAGCAGGUGUCAGGUUUUGCUGAGAGAGUGAAGGAGAUCGCUGAAGAAUCGGGUUUUACACCCAAACGAAGCCAGAGCGAUGACGUGUAUUCAACAUUCACACUGAAACAGGACUGAACACAAACUGGUGUCAGAACAAAUGUACUGUCGACUACAUCGUGAAUGAAAAAUGAUCCCAAAUGGAGAUUUGUUUAAAUGUAACACAUUAACAAACAUAUAUAAAUGUAUAUUAAUGCAAUAUAUGUACCGUUUUAAGUGUUGCCAAUUCUUUUCUUUUUGUCAAUAUUAAACAAAAAAAAACUGUACUGGUUUUAAAGAGUUGUACUGUGGGAAACAACAUCCAAACACUCGGGUAAGGUGGAAGAAGGCGAAAUAAACCAAGAAAAGCAAA
Triplophysa rosa is the source of this 3267-nucleotide messenger RNA. RefSeq names its product dynein axonemal assembly factor 3-like. Lineage: Eukaryota; Metazoa; Chordata; Actinopteri; Cypriniformes; Nemacheilidae. The record is from RefSeq and is a predicted model, not a curated record. The transcript is spliced from 11 exons. The coding region runs from base 1497 to 2993 and encodes 498 amino acids. Gene Ontology annotation, biological process: axonemal dynein complex assembly; motile cilium assembly.